UAUUUUCCCCCUCUCCCCCCCUUACCAUUGUCUUUCUAACUGUAGUUGCCCAAUUGACAAUUGUAUCCCCCAUUUCCUCCCUGUCUUCUUCACUCCCCAUAACUUCAUCUCUGUUAUGCUACUUUUGCCCCACACCAACUCAUGCUAAUCAAAUCCCACUACAACACCUCCAUUUUCUGUUCUUGAUUCUUUAUGACAGUCUUUAAUUCUUGAUGAUGGCAGGUAAAAAUGUGAUUCAAACUUGUUUGGAUUGAGGUUGAAGUUGCUUGAGGAAUCAAGCUAAGAUAGAAAGAAAAAGUUAGAUAGUCUUUUGUUGAGGAGGAAGAGAUCCAAGGAUGCCAGUUCCUCUUGCUCCAUAUCCUACUCCUCCAGUACCUUUCACCCCACCUGCAAAUGGAGCACAAAGUCAAUUAGUAUGCUCAGGAUGUAGAAAUCUACUAAUGUAUCCUGCUGGAGCUACUUCUGUAUGUUGUGCUGUAUGCAAUUCUGUUACUGCUGUCCCACCUCCUGGGACAGAGAUGGCACAACUAGUAUGUGCAGGAUGCCACACUCUCCUAAUGUACAUUCGAGGAGCAACUAGUGUACAAUGUUCUUGUUGUCAUACCGUUAAUCUAGCUUUGGAAGCAAAUCAAGUGGCACAUGUGAAUUGUGGGAAUUGUAGGAUGCUAUUGAUGUAUCAAUACGGGGCACGAUCUGUUAAAUGUGCGGUUUGCAAUUUUGUCACUUCAAUUGGGGCUGCAGCAAGUGUCCCAGAACAGAAGUUCAGUAACAGCUGAAGAAAUCAAACGAGAAAACCAUUACAAAUUUUAUAUGUAUGUAUUAAUUAUCCGGCAAACUAAUCUCCAAAUAAAGGGGAUUUACUUAAGUAUUUUAGUACGAGUAUAUAGAGGUUUAAAUUCUUUUCCUGUUUUCACCCUAGAUGUUUUUCCAGGAAAAUAAUAAGCAAUUUUCAUCGAUUUUCGCAUAGUGAAUAUUGGGAUAAAUUUGUUUUGUACAAGGGCUAAAUAUAUAGGUAAAGGUUGUACUAGUUUGUACGUAGUAUAUGAAAUAAACUUUACUUUCAAUGGA
Messenger RNA from Spinacia oleracea (spinach), 1068 nucleotides. Its product is annotated as protein LSD1. NCBI's taxonomy places the organism in Eukaryota, Viridiplantae, Streptophyta, Magnoliopsida, Caryophyllales, Amaranthaceae. The record is from RefSeq and is a predicted model, not a curated record. The coding region runs from base 336 to 776 and encodes 146 amino acids. The transcript has 6 exons.